This is a messenger RNA of Nannizzia gypsea CBS 118893, 783 nucleotides long. RefSeq names its product ureidoglycolate hydrolase. NCBI's taxonomy places the organism in Eukaryota, Fungi, Ascomycota, Eurotiomycetes, Onygenales, Arthrodermataceae. Gene Ontology annotation, biological process: allantoin catabolic process. The record is from RefSeq and is a predicted model, not a curated record. Gene Ontology annotation, molecular function: ureidoglycolate lyase activity; ureidoglycolate hydrolase activity. The transcript has a single exon. The coding region runs from base 1 to 783 and encodes 260 amino acids.
AUGGCUCCUGCACUCCUUUUCACACCUACGGUUCGAGUACCGGCUUCGCCUCUUACUCCUAAAAGCUUUAAGCCGUUCGGGACAGCAAUCGAAGCACCGUUGCCCGAAACAUUGAACGCUCCACCGAGUUCUAUCGCCGGCUUCAAGGCUCCUGACUGCACCGCUGAAUCCGCAAAUCAAGGAUCUGCUGUGAAAUGGAGCCCGAUAUCACCUAUAACUGAUUCGUAUGGAACAAGCUCAAAGCAAGGGGAAGCUCGCAUGAGCAUGUUCUCAUGCUUCCCCCGGGAGUUGCGCGCUCCUCUAUCUCUAUUCCCUUCCUCUUCAUCCAAGGGAUUUUCAGGACUAUGGAACCAGAAUCUAUCAGGAUUAUUUGACGUAAAGUUUCUCGAAAGGCAUCCAUACACUUCACAGUCAUUCAUACCCUUAUCACGGAGUCUAAAUCGUGAUCAUGCCGGGAGGCGAGAUAGCAUGACCGAAGACGUCUUCUAUUUGGUCAUUGUUGCUCCGUCUCUAGUAGGCCAGGUGGAUUCAGCAACAUCAAUACGCGAUCCUCCAGAUCUUAACAAUAUACAAGCAUUUAUUGCCAAGCCUGGUCAGGCUGUGACUUAUGCAGCUGGAUCAUGGCACGCUCCUAUGGUGGUUAUCGGGAGACAGAGGAUAGACUUUGUUGUCGUUCAAUAUGUAAAUGGAAUUGAUCGUGACGAUUGUGAGCUCAUUGGUUUGGAAGAUGGCAUUGUUGUGGAGGCUGAUGCUCGCUCUUCAAGGGUGGUCGCGAAGCUGUAG